AUGGGCCCAUUUGAAAAUUUCAAGAUGCAUGCCCCCAGCCCCACUCCCUUACAGGUGGAUACUAGGCGUAGGAGAAAGGCUGAAAGUCAGCAAAGCCCAAGUCUCAUCACACCUGAACCCAGCCCUAGCCCUCAACCCAGCCCCAGUGAUAGAUCUCCCCAGUUGGACGUCAUCACCACUCCCGUCCUUGAACAAUAUGGGGUGUCCUUCAACACCCUAUACAAAUUGCUCCUGUGCAGAGUGCUCCAUAGCAAAGGAUACAAUUUCAUGGCAGAACCUCCCUGGUCCCAACUUCCCUGGAGAACUGCCACCCCCCCCCCCAUUGUUGGCCUUCAAACCUUCCAUGAUGCAAUCCAGUGCACCAUUGAAGUGAAUGGCGAUGACAUAUGUGGCUAUAUCACUGCAACAAAAAUGGCCCAGCUGUCUACAGUCGACCAAACUGUGAAAAUUAUCGACAUCUCAGGAUUUGAUCUGGAUGCUGCUCAUGGGCUGCUUCAUCAGGCAAUGGCCACCUACAUGAAUGACUUGAACAUCCUUCCAGAUAAAGACAUCAGGACCAUUCUUCCUGUCUUCAUUGAAACUGGGAUUGACCAGUUUCUCCAGCCGUUCAACAGAAAGAACUUCCGAAAACCCUUUGACCCAGACCCAGAAAAUAAAAUUUAUGGCAUCCUCCAGCACUUGAUCCUCAAAACAUACAAGAAGGGCAUCCAAUUUAUGGAGCAGAAGGAAUCAAUUCCAAGCGCCAUAUUUCUCCUCAUGAUGAAUUCCACGCUGGUCCUAGUGGAGUCCUAUCAAACUCCUACUGGAAUGAUCCCAAAUCACCAGGAAUUGUGGAAUUCUGGUGGAUUUUUAAGGAAUGGGUAUAGUGGAGUCCAGUACAAGGAGUCCAGUAGGAGUCCAGUAGGAAUUUCCAGGGAUAGGGAGCCCAGUGGGACCAACAACAUAGUGGCAAAUACUUCACAUCAAGCACUUUACAAGUUGCACUAUGACGGCGUUACUACGGAAAGGACGUAA
This is a messenger RNA of Laccaria bicolor S238N-H82, 1014 nucleotides long. RefSeq lists its product as uncharacterized. NCBI's taxonomy places the organism in Eukaryota, Fungi, Basidiomycota, Agaricomycetes, Agaricales, Hydnangiaceae. The coding region runs from base 1 to 1014 and encodes 337 amino acids. The record is from RefSeq and is a predicted model, not a curated record. The transcript has 8 exons.